AUGGGUGCUGGAGGCUUUUCUAUUUCCCCAGAGAUUCAUUUUCGCCCAAUCGUAUCAACUGAAUCACCAGUAUUCUGUCUUCUCUGGGAAACGGAGAAAUACCUUAAAUCAGAAAUUAUUGGCCCUGAGAUCGAGAGCGCUCAAAAGAAGCUACUGGGACUUUUCGAGGAAGGCAAAGGAACGCACUUGGAUACCCUACCCAACGGUAAUACGAUAUUACACGUGAGCCUGCUUGAAUUCCUUCUGCCAAAUAAUGAGCAGUCUACUCUUGACAUCUGUUCUGAUUUACUAAAUUCUGGAGGGCAUAUGACCCACCAGGCUCUUGACUUGAGGCAUCACCCGGACACUUUCAACUCAUAUUACUAUAUGCCUGGAAAUGACCGUUGGAUUGAUAUGAUAUGGGAAGAUUAUAGUAUCCAACUUGUAUGGACACUUCGCGAUAAAAGGGAUCUCCAAGACAUUGAUGUCCCAGAGGAACUACUUCCUCUGAUCAACAGGUCAAGGAAUCAACUAAUGUCAGCCCUGGAAAAAGGCAUCGAUUUACAGAAUUGGAUUGGCUCUUAUACACAGUGGCUUUCAGGCCUGGCUUUACUUCUUCAAUAUGGUUAUGCAUCAACCGAAGAUUGUCUCAUACGAGCAUGUGAAGUGGGCUGUGAAGAAAGCGUCGAACUUCUGCUUAAUACUAGCGGAUACUGGAUUGGACCCCGCGUGUUGGAAACUGCCGGAAAACACAAUAAUCCAGCGAUCAUGAAGUUAGUGCUACAGGUACUCGCUGGCCGAAGAAAGCGGUUGCAGCUCUUAGCAGAGAGGUACUUGCCUGACAGAAUGGUCUCCCAGCUAGGUAUAAAGUCAGGUUAUCUCUUGAACAUCCAUGCCUAUAAAGUUUACAAACUUCUUGGGGAAAUGUCCAUCAAUGUCAAGAAUCUUGUGGAACUAUAUGAAUGGUCUGUAUACGAUUGUAUAGGGAUCAAUAUGAAAUUAGCGGACCUCCUAUGGAAUACCGGCUUCCGACAUUUGGAUGAGAGUAAAUAUAACAUGACUUGCCUUAUGAAGCUAAGGUCGAGCUCCCCCCCUUGCAGCCUUAACAUAUUUCUUGGAAAAGCGAACUGGUUCAUCGCAAAAGGUGCUGAUCUUAACCGUCAAAGAUCGGGCUCUUCGGCUACCGCUCUGCAUAUGUUGGGACAAGACAUAGGCAAAAUGCUGCGUUCAAUGGAAAGCGUUGCGAAAGUCACCUUGGAAAUGACUAAACUGGACAAAGCAUGCAAGGAUUUAAUGUGCGAAGUGCUGGCCGAUGAAAUUCAUGACGAAUGCUACUGUCCUUGUUCUCUUGACGGGUGCUCUGGGAUUACAAGACUUCUACAUGGGCUUUUCUAUGGACGGCCUGAAAGAAAUAUAGAAGAGCUUCUGCAGAGACUUGCAAUAAUGCUGGACGUUCUUUUUCCAUUACUUGAGCCCGCAGUCCAAGAACGCCUUAUUCCUUGUGUCCUCCGCUUUAUCGCCUGUCAAAGGUUAGAAAUCACCCACACGUGCGUGCAUAUGACUUUUGGGGAGAAAGAGAUACCUACAGAUGAAAUAAGUGAGAUCAAUGACGAGGAGAAAGACCUUAUAUUGGAACUUGAGCAACUCGUGGCUCAGUUUCCCUCAGAAAGGCCAAAUUCACUCUUCCCAGCUUCCUUGAUGCCCUGGUGGAUGCACAUUAACGAGGUCCUCUCAUCACGUAGGGCACCCAGCAAGGAAGAAAUAAAUAGGAUUCUUGAGACAGGGGUCGUUUUGUACGGAUAA
Molecule: messenger RNA, 1782 nt
Organism: Aspergillus caelatus
Lineage: Eukaryota; Fungi; Ascomycota; Eurotiomycetes; Eurotiales; Aspergillaceae
Exons: 3
Coding region: 1-1782 (593 amino acids)
Source: RefSeq, a predicted model, not a curated record